Aethina tumida (small hive beetle) is the source of this 799-nucleotide messenger RNA. RefSeq lists its product as uncharacterized. Bases 96 to 776 code for a protein of 226 amino acids. Gene Ontology annotation, biological process: defense response. NCBI's taxonomy places the organism in Eukaryota, Metazoa, Arthropoda, Insecta, Coleoptera, Nitidulidae. Gene Ontology annotation, cellular component: extracellular region. The transcript has 3 exons. The record is from RefSeq and is a predicted model, not a curated record.
AAGUGUUUUCCAAUGAUAACAAUUUCGACAACUCAGUUCCACACACAUAAAUAAUAUCGGUGUAAUCAACAAACGGACUGGUUUAAUUAUAAACAAUGUACGUCUUGGUGGCGAGCCUGUUGCUUUUGGCAUGUACCCAGGCAGUGGAAAUCCAAAUAGGAAACGAUGACGGCGGCGACAUUUGGGUAGGCAUCCAAGGCGACCCGAACAACGCCCACUUGAACUACGGGGGAGUCGUAAUUGGUUCCAAGCAAACUGUCACGUUGUACGCACCGCCGAAUUGGCACGGAAGGAUUUGGGCCAGGACUUGGUGCAGCGGUUUGAAUAACCACUGUUUGACAGGCGAUUGCGGUAGCAAGCUUUACUGUGCUAGCGCUGGUCCUGAAUCGCCGGUUACGCUGGUGGAGUUCCAGAUGCAGCCGUCUGGAGAUCACAGAUACGCCAUCUCGACCAAAAGAGGAUUCAAUAUCUUGGCCAAGGUUGAGUCUUUGUCUGGAAACUGUGACUCCACCUCCUGCCAAACAAGGAUCAACAACGAUUGCCCAGACGAACUGAAGUACGACACAUCUCAAGGUGUUCUAGGUUGUAAGUCGGCCUGCGUUGCUUUCAACAACGACGAGUACUGUUGUACUGGCGACAAUUCAGGUGAUAACUGCAAUAGUAACAAAUACACAGAUUGGUUCUCAAACGAAUGUCCUGAUACCAUCACCAUGCCUAAUGCUGACCUGAACCGUCAAUGCAAUACUGAUGGAUUCAAAAUAACUUUCGGAGGUUAAAACAAUAAAUAAAAUACUACUUC